Molecule: messenger RNA, 1572 nt
Organism: Rotaria socialis
Lineage: Eukaryota; Metazoa; Rotifera; Eurotatoria; Philodinida; Philodinidae
Source: the annotation of a GenBank genome assembly
AUGGACGAAAAACAUAAUCAAACAGUAGGAAUGCUCAAUGAUGAAAAUCAUCCGACACGAACGAUGCAUGACGAAAAUCGACCGCCAUUACGAAAAUGUUGUUCAACCUUUCUUGAACCUUUAUGUAAUAAUUUACUUCUCGCAUUGACUAUUGCCGGUGUAUUUUUGGGCUUUCUCCUCGGAUUUCUACUUCGUUCAUCCAAGCCAUCCGUCGAAACGAUUAUGAUACUAUCGUUUCCCGGUGACAUUCUCAUGCGCAUGCUCAAAAUGCUUAUAUUACCUCUUAUUACAUCCAGUCUUAUAACUGGUUUGGCUGUACUUGACCCGAAAUCAAGUGGAAAACUAGGUAUUUAUGCAUUAAUAUAUUACUUUUGUACAACUGUUCUUGCCGCUACCCUUGGUAUUAUACUUGUACAAUUGAUCCGACCAGGUGAACGAGGUAAUAACGCUCAAGUCCGUUCGGAAUUAUUAGGAGACGAACCAAAAGCUGACCAAAUCACAACACUUGACGCAAUAUUUGAUUUAUUUCGAAAUAUGUUUGCGGAAAAUAUUCUUCAAGCAACCAUUGAACAAGUCAAAACAACACGAGAAACUGAGAUGGUCAAUUUGAAUGGUACAGCAGUAUCUAAAGUUAAAUUCACUACACGUUAUGUUUCCGGUACCAACUUCUUGGGUUUGAUUACAUUUUGCUGUGCAUUCGGCAUUGCAAUUGGAACAAUGGGACAACGUGGAGAACCAAUGUUACAUUUUUUUGUUAUCCUAAAUGAAAUUGUCAUGAAACUAAUUAAACUUGUUAUGUGGUUCUCUCCAAUUGGUAUCAUGUUUUUAGUGGCUGGAAAAAUUUUAGAAAUAGAAGAUUUGCUUAAAUUAGCUCAAAGUUUAGGAAUGUAUGCAGUAACAGUAUUAACGGGUUUAGCUAUACAUUCAUUGUUUACGUUACCAUUAAUAUUCUAUGCGAUUACGCGUCGAAAUCCGUUUGCAUUCUAUCGAGGAAUGCUUCAAGCUUGGCUGAUUGGUAUUGGAACAGGCUCGAGUGCUGCAUCGUUACCUGUCACAUUUCGUUGUUUGGAAGAAACAUUGAAAUUAGAUAAACGUGUGACGCGAUUUGUAUUACCUAUUGGGGCAACGGUUAAUAUGGAUGGUACGGCUUUAUAUGAAGCUGUUGCUCCAGUUUUUCUUGCUCAACUUAUGGGACGGCAAUUAGGUAUUGGACAAUUAAUUAUUGUUAGUUUAACGGCAACGGUCGCUUCAGUUGGAGCUGCAUCAAUUCCAUCGGCAGGUCUUGUUACGAUGCUGUUAGUUAUGUCAGCUGUGAAUAUUCCUGCACAAGAAAUUACCAUUAUAUUUGCUAUUGAUUGGGCUUUAGAUCGAAUUCGUACAUCUGUUAAUAUAUUAGGUGAUGGUAUUGGCGCUGGCAUACUUGAUCAUCUCGUUCGUAGUGAAUUAGGUCCGCCAGAACUUGAAGAAGGAGAAAAUACCGAUAGACCUGUUCAAACUCGAACAGCAGCACGACUUAGCGCCGCACGAUGUUUGCGUAGUCAUGAUGAUGACAAUGAAACAUCUAAGCUUUAA